This is a messenger RNA of Corythoichthys intestinalis (scribbled pipefish), 1371 nucleotides long. It is a transcript of the gene dnd1, whose product is annotated as DND microRNA-mediated repression inhibitor 1. The record is from RefSeq and is a predicted model, not a curated record. Bases 131 to 1192 code for a protein of 353 amino acids. Gene Ontology annotation, molecular function: mRNA binding. The transcript has 5 exons. Gene Ontology annotation, biological process: negative regulation of miRNA-mediated gene silencing; mRNA stabilization. NCBI's taxonomy places the organism in Eukaryota, Metazoa, Chordata, Actinopteri, Syngnathiformes, Syngnathidae. Gene Ontology annotation, cellular component: cytoplasm; nucleus.
UCCAUUAUUUUCCAGGCAUUAUAUCAUAAUACGUAGUCGAGUCCCACCUGGCUAAUAAGAUCUUAUAUUAGAAGCCUGUUAAGUGAGCAUUUUAUACGGUUAAGACGAGUGGCCUCGGUUAGACUGCAGAAUGCACAAGCGUCCUAACGCGAUGGAAAACAACCAGCUCCAGGCACCAAAUACGGAGCGUUUGCAGGCACUGCAACAGUGGCUUCAAACAACCAAUACAAAGCUGACACAAGUUAAUGGACAGCGCAAGUACGGGGGGCCACCUGAUGGGUGGAAUGGUCCAGACCCGGGAUCCAACUGUGAGGUUUUCAUCAACCGCAUCCCUCGGAAUACCUACGAGGACCUAUUGAUUCCCCUUUUCAGCUCCGUGGGGCCACUGUGGGAGUUUCGACUGAUGAUGAACUUCAGUGGGCAGAACCGCGGUUUCGCCUAUGCCAAAUAUGGCUCAUCGGAGGUCGCUAAAAAAGCAAUACAUAUGCUACAUGGUCACAUGCUGGAGCCAGGCGUGCAUCUUUUGGUGUACCAUAGCACCGAGAAGAAGCAGCUCUGCAUCGCUGAGUUACCAGUUUUCACCCAGGAAGAUCAGCUUCUUCAGGUACUGCGGAGAAUUGCAGAAGGUGUUGAGACGCUCUGUCUCAAGGCUCAACCCCAACGAGAGACUGUGUUAGCUGUCAUUGACUUCUCAUCUCACCAUGCUGCUUCUAUGGCUAAGAAGAUGCUAGUGGAAGCAUUUAGGAAGCUGUAUGGCUUAAGAAUCUCCGUCAAGUGGUACUCCCAAAUGCAACCACGCUGGGAUGAAAUGCUUUUUCGUCCGAACAACUCAUUGGGGUUAGGCCAACUUCCAAGUCUGCGACACCCAGUACCUACCCCUGCAAAUUUUUGCAGAGCUGUGCGAGUGCCCUACGCUCCAAAUCCGCAUGCCUGGCCAGUAACCUCUGCAGCCUCUUCCCUCGGGAAUAUUUGUGCUGCGAUUGGAAUUGGUGCACCACAGUUUGAGUUCAACUUAAACCACAUUUGCCGUGAAGGAUACUUAUACUUCAGCUUCAAGGUUUGUAUCCCAGGCACAGGCAUGGUCUUCCAAGGGCAGCUGGGGCUCUUGCCCGGACCCACCGAAGCUGCCACAAUGGAGAAGGUUCAAGAGCUUGCAGCUCAGCAUGUCUUGCGGUCUUUAAAUCCUGAGUAGUUCUCCGCCGAUGAGAUCUGAUUGAAAAUCAUCCAGCAUCUCCUUGUUUGCAGUUGUUUUUGCAGUUGUUUGAUAUUCUUAAUCAUGUUUUCUAAAAGUGUUUUAUAUCCAUUGCUUGUUAAACUAUGCAUGCUUUUAUUAAGAAUUAUAAUGUAGUUGUUUGUUUGAACGUAUUUGAU